AUGAACACAGAUGAAGAACUUGGCCACCUCCAGGCCACCCUUCAAGGGAUCUUUCAAGACGAUGCAAACUUGGCCAUGUUUCUAGAACAGAAGGGCGAGGAUGCUCAGAAUUGGUUGGAUCGUUUACAAGUGCUGGUGGAUUAUCCGAACGUUUUGCCUCAUUUGCGUUCCUCCAUUUUCAAAGUCAUGAUACGGCUCUCGAAAAGUUCUGGACUUCAUCCGAAAUGUCUUUCAAUCCAGAAUGUACACAAGCUUGGAGCACAUCCAAUUGCUUCGGGAGGAUCAGGGGAUGUUUGGAAGGGUGUCCUUGGGGAACCACCAGGUCGACCGGUGUGCUUGAAGGUGGUGAAAGUGUAUCUUACUUCUGACAUUCCAGAGUUAUUCAAGGAAUAUCUACAAGAAGCGAUCGUAUGGCGGCAACUCAAACAUCCAAAUCUUCUUCCCUUCCUCGGCAUGUAUUACCUCGAAGAUGAGACCCAGUUCUGUUUAGUUUCCCCGUGGAUGGAUAAAGGAAACCUCGUCCAGUUUUUAAGGGCUACCCAGCGAGAACACGUGAAUCAUCAUGCACUGGUUUAUGACGUCGCAUCUGGUUUAGCCUAUCUACAUAGUAGGAAGUUCGUCCACGGAGACCUCAAGGGCGUCAACAUCCUCAUCACACCGGAUUGUCGAGCCUGUAUCGGCGACUUUGGCCUAUCUCGUGUUGCCGAUACCCAUGGCCUUAGAAUAACAACUUCGCAUUCUCGCCCCGCGGGGACAGCACGUUGGCUUGCACCCGAAUUAUUAGUGGGUGGUGGUCGUCCGUCCAAGGAGAGCGACAUCUACGCGUUCGGUUGUGUCUGUUAUGAGAUCUUCACUGGUGUCUGUCCUUUUCCGGAUGUUCCCCACGAGAUAACUGUAGCUUUUCAAGUUGUACAAGGACGACGUCCAUCCAGACCUCAAGAAAUAACGGAACUCAGCGAUGCAAUGUGGACCAUUAUGGAGUCCUGCUGGAAUGCGAAUACUUCAUCUCGACCGACUGCUGUCGCGGUAGUCGAAAUGGUCAUUCAGAUGGACGCGUGGACGUCACUCACACCAGCGUCGAAUUGGAACGACUCUAUCUUUACUCGCCAAAUUUGGAACAACGUUCAACAUCCGCCUCUCCUUAGCGCGUGCGACUUUAACCGUGAACAAGGCGACCACAGUCAACAUAACCUACUGCUCCGUCUUAUUGGAACGGAACAGAGUUACCUUAACCUUCUGGAGGGAAUAAUCAAGAAAGUUGCGGCUGCAUGGUCUAGAGACAAUAUGCCCCCAAUCUUACUCGAUGGUAUGUUCAGGACGAUCGAACGGGUGUAUCGAUCUCAUCGUACCUUCUGUCCGAAGCCACAAGAAAGUAAUGCCUCGAGCGCGACUCUCGAAGAUACUCAGGAGCUAAUGAUGCGAUGGCCCAAGAGUUUGGGAGCGAGUUACACCUUUUACGUCCAAAGCUACCACUCUGGCCUUGAUGAUUGGGAACCGGUGACUUCGAAUACGCGUCUCGGGGAGAUCUUGAGCCACUUAUCAUUGAAAAAGAUCACCGGGGGAUUUUGGACCUUGGAUGAACUCUUCUUGUUACCGAUUGGCCGACUGAAGUACUUCAAGCAGCUCUAUACAUCUUUGCUCGAGUAUUAUCAGCCAUCACAUCCUCGUCAUCGUGUGCUCCUUGAUUCUAUCGGAAACGUCGAGAGAAUUCUUGGGACUUAUCACGAACGAAAGGACACUAAAGCCGGCUCAUCUUCUUCAUUUACGACUAUGCCUGAACUAGAUGCAAUGGAGGACGAAGAGGAAGGAAGUGAUGGAUAUAAUUUGGACAUGCAUAUUAAUUCUCUUUCUUCCAACGGGUCGGCGCUCCACGGCGAGGUUCACAUGGAAUCUGGCAGCGAGAGCCGUCACGUGAUCGUGUCGAAUGACCACGGAUUGAUUUUUGGAGGACAAAACCUUACCAUGACUGAGGCUCACAAACUAUCCUUGAAGAGGGAGUAUCAGUAUUCCCGCAGCCCUUCACCCGACUCACCAUCGAAGUCAGACGAAAUAUAA
Marasmius oreades (fairy-ring Marasmius) is the source of this 2055-nucleotide messenger RNA. RefSeq lists its product as uncharacterized. Gene Ontology annotation, molecular function: guanyl-nucleotide exchange factor activity; ATP binding; protein kinase activity. NCBI's taxonomy places the organism in Eukaryota, Fungi, Basidiomycota, Agaricomycetes, Agaricales, Marasmiaceae. The transcript is spliced from 11 exons. The record is from RefSeq and is a predicted model, not a curated record. Bases 1 to 2055 code for a protein of 684 amino acids. Gene Ontology annotation, biological process: protein phosphorylation.